Molecule: messenger RNA, 1266 nt
Organism: Penicillium lagena
Lineage: Eukaryota; Fungi; Ascomycota; Eurotiomycetes; Eurotiales; Aspergillaceae
Product: Major facilitator superfamily domain general substrate transporter
Exons: 2
Coding region: 1-1266 (421 amino acids)
Biological process (GO): transmembrane transport
Cellular component (GO): fungal-type vacuole membrane
Molecular function (GO): transmembrane transporter activity
Source: RefSeq, a predicted model, not a curated record
AUGGGUUCCCUCAAUAUUCAAGCACAGCCACAAGUUAAUACUCAGUGUCGAAUCCCCGAGGUUGAAGAAAGACAGGAUUUAUCAAGGCAUUACUCACCCAUGGUCGAGGAGACUGAGCUGAAUUUCGAUACGGGUUUGCUGGCAUGGCUGCAGGUACUGGCAUACCAAACCUAUUAUGAGCGAAACUUGCUAUCGGAUUUCUCGUCGUCCUCUAUAGCCUGGAUAGGGUCUCUUCAGUCGUGUCUUCUUAUGGUGGUUGGUAUUUUUACGGGCCCACUGUUUGACGCAGGCUACUUCUAUGGGCUGACCAGCUUUGCAGCUUUCGUGCUGCCGUUUGCCUUAAUGAUGACGAGCAUUUCAACCGAGUACUGGCAAUUAAUCCUCGCUCAGGGUCUCUGCGUUGGUCUAGCAGCCGGUUGUCUCCUCGUGCCAUCUAUUGCCGUUCUACCUCAAUAUUUUCGACGCAGAAUAGCUUUUGCUAACGGCGUCGCCGCUAGCGGUAGUAGCAUCGGUGGUGUUAUAUAUCCCAUCAUGUUUGAUCAGCUGCGAAGAAAGGUCGGUUUUGCCUGGGCGACACGAGGCCUCGGCUUCGUCUGUUUUGCCACUGUUUGUAUAUCAAUGAGCAUUAUGCGUGUGCGCAUUACGCCGAAAGAGAAACGCAAGCUUUUUAACUCUUCUGCUUUCAAAGAACCGACAUACUGCCUUUUCGCUGGAGCGAUGUUCCUGGGCUUUCUGGGGUUCUAUAAUUUUCUCUUCUACGUUCAGACGUAUGCGAUCGAAACUGGCAUCGUCAACAGUGACGUGGGUUUCUAUUUGGUUCCCAUGCUGAAUGCUGCCUCGACCUUCGGUCGCAUCCUGCCAAAUUUGGUCGCCGACCACACUGGGCCACUCAAUAUGUUGACUCCUGCCGUGUUAACAACCUCCGCUCUGGCUUUCAUAUGGAUCUCAGUACAUGAUGCGGCUAGUAUGAUUGUCUUGACCAUUUUCUACGGCUUCCUGUCGGGUGGGUUUGUCUCGUUACCCCCAGUGGUGAUGGCCAGCCUGACAUCGGAUAUGCGGUUUUUUGGUACCCGUCUUGGCAUGCUUUUUGCCAUAAUGUCGAUCGGCCUGUUGGUUGGCACUCCGAUCGGCGGUGCCAUUCUGAGUGCCACUCAACAGUAUCUAGGUGUUCAGCUGUUCACAGCGAGUUGUCUCGGCGCAUCGGCAAUUUUGCUGACUUUCUUGCGAUUCAUGCGUUCCGGCUUUGUUCUAGUUUCUAGAACAUAA